Choloepus didactylus (southern two-toed sloth) is the source of this 3072-nucleotide messenger RNA. RefSeq names its product cytochrome b561. Gene Ontology annotation, cellular component: lysosomal membrane. The coding region runs from base 442 to 1200 and encodes 252 amino acids. Gene Ontology annotation, molecular function: oxidoreductase activity. Lineage: Eukaryota; Metazoa; Chordata; Mammalia; Pilosa; Megalonychidae. The transcript is spliced from 6 exons. The record is from RefSeq and is a predicted model, not a curated record.
UCUUUGAACCCCUGUUUUCUUAUCUGUCAUAUGGAAAUAGUAACAUCCCUGCUUUAUUCUCCUUUAUGGGAUUGUUAUGACUUAGAUAAUGUGCAUGGAAACACUUUAUGAACUUCAGCAGCGAGGCCUUAGUCUUUGUAGGCCUCACUUCUUGGUGCCUCAGUUUUGGACAGCGGGUUUCUAACCUGCCCUAGGUUUGUAGGGGGAGAAGAGGCAAGAAAGGAAGGAAGUUGCUUGGCUGCCCCAUCCCUGGGUCCUUCGGGCAGAGUGGGGUGGGUGCAGGCUUGCUGGAGAGGCCCGGCCCUCCUGGGAUGUGCUGUCCCCCGCAGCCGGGUCCUUCUUGCCUCCAGUUUGGAACUUCCCCGGGGUGGGGGACGAGCCUUCCAUUUCUCACCCAGAUGUGCUUUGUGAUCCACCUGGAGAAAAACCCGCCGCCUCAGCAUGGAGAGCGCAGCCAGCAUGCCGUCCACCCCCAGAGCGCUGCCCUACUAUGUGGCCUUCUCCCAGCUGCUGGGUCUGACCGUGGUGGCCAUGACAGGCGUGUGGCUUGGCCUGUACCGAGGGGGCAUUGCCUGGGAGAGCGCCCUGCAGUUCAACGUGCACCCCCUGUGCAUGGUCCUAGGCCUGGUGUUCCUGCAGGGAGAUGCCCUGCUGGUCUACCGUGUCUUCAGGAACGAGGCCAAACGCACAACCAAGGUCCUGCAUGGGCUCCUGCACAUCUUUGCAUUUGUCAUUGCCCUGGUGGGCUUGGUGGCCGUGUUCGACUACCAUAAGAAGAAGGGCUACGCUGACUUGUACAGCCUGCACAGCUGGUGUGGGACCCUCGUCUUCAUCCUUUACCUUGUGCAGUGGCUUGUGGGCUUCAGCUUCUUCCUGUUCCCGGGCGCAUCCUUUUCUCUGCGGAACCGCUACCGCCCUCAGCACAUCUUCUUUGGUGCCACCAUCUUUCUCCUCUCUGUGGGCACAGCCCUGCUAGGCCUGAAGGAGGCGCUGCUGUUUAAACUUGGGACCAAGUACAGCACGUUCGAGCCUGAGGGAGUCCUGGCCAACGUGCUGGGCUUGCUGCUGGUCAGCUUCGCCGUGGCUGUGCUCUACAUCUUGACCCGCACCGACUGGAAGCGGCCGCCCCAGGCCGAGGAACAGGCUCUCUCCAUGGACUUCAAGACGCUGACGGAGGCAGACAGCCCCAGCUCCCAGUGACGGCUGGUCUCGUCCUACGGGGAGGGGGCUGGGAGUGGUGGGCUCCCAGUUCUCUGGGGGUAAUGCUGUGUCCCUUUUUGCCCACUCCCUGCUGAGGUCGACUGUCUUCAAGAUCAGGCUCCUGGGUGAGGGGCUUGUGCAGAGUGGGUGGGGAGUGUGGGUGCAGCUGGUCUAUUUAGUGCUUUCUGGGGUUUAGGGCUCGUUCUCCUCUGCUCUCCCUUCCUCUGCUGCUUUACGAUAGUCCUAUUAGUCAUGCAUAGGCCCCGUGCCCCUGAUGUCCCCUCAAACAGAGAAGGCUUCGGGUAGGGUUUGGGUGGUAAGCCCUGGUUGCAGAGCGGAUCCUAAAGGAGAGGGAGAGUGGCUCUACCCCAGCACUGGGUGCCUGUCGGGAGACACUGCAGGGCCUCAGGGCCAAGCCCAGAAAAGCCAGACUGCUCUUUGUGUAAACACUGAAUUCAAACCAGAAGUCCAGCUAGCCUGAGCAGCAUGUGGUGUAAAUGGCCCCGGUCUUUGGCAGUGGGAGCAAGUGAUAUGAUGUGUUAAAUAUGCUGGUGUUCAGAGCAGGGCUCCCCAGGAGAGGGGAGGGACUCGCCCCUGGGACGCACUGGGAAGGGGCUUUGGCCCAGCUGCUGCCUGCAGCCCUCCCUUUUCCUUAACCCUUCAGCCCCAGGAUAACUCUGCUGGGAGAGGGGAUAGACGCACAUGGCUGCAGACAAAUUUUCCCUGCGUCUGGGGCAGCCUAAAGAAGAGGAAGGGUGUGAUUUCAGGAAGACGGUCUCGGGCAGCGGGGCAUGCUUUUCUCAUUCCUGCAGGGGUUACGUUCCCUGGAGCGCGGAGGGCCGAGCUCCUGCCCCCGCCUCCAUGCUGCCCAGUCCUGGUUUUUGACUCACAAGCUUUUUUUUUAAAGUGAAAAGCAGCUGUUGUUGUCUCCUUUGAUGGGAAGGGCAGGGGCUGCUUGCUGACUCCUGCUUGAGUGCCUGCCUCUGUUCUGGAAGAUAAGCCUUCCUCUCUUACCUGGUGCCCGUCUUUGGAGGAAGUUAGGACUGAGUCUAAAUUGGAUUAAUCCCUGGGGAGUCUGGACUUCCCCUGCCCCCAUAAAGUGUGUCUGCUGUUAGCUGAGUCACUGUUUGGCUUCAGUCUAGAAAUAAUGUGAUUAGAGCAUCGACCUUGUGCAUCUGGGACUGGGAGAAUGGCUCUCUCCUUGUUUUCUUCAUUUUCUGGGUUUUGAGAAGCAUCACAGUUUGAGACAGACAAAAACAUUAAGUUUUCUUAAAUGAAAUUAAUGAAAUCCCCAAAUGUGACUACUCUACUGUUAACAGUUGCCUUUUCCACACCCCAAUGCUGCCCUGGAGAAAUGGGCUUCGCUGGUGCUCCAAUUUCCAAUCACCAGCCCUCCCCGCGGUCCUGCCUCGGGCGAUGCUUCUUAGAGCAGGUGGCAGUGGUUCAACCCCUCCCCCCAGCAGGACUCUCCCCAUGUCCCCCAGCUGGCCCUGGAUGGUGGUCUCUGCGCCCGCUUUCGAUUGUAUGCUCUGCAAGGGAGGGAUUCUGUCAAUUCUUUGGUCACCUGGUAUACACUUGUACAAUCCGACGUUUACGUGUGGAGAAACUCCACCUUAGACAAACUGCCAAAGUACAAUUGUGGAUCACCCUUGCCAGCAUGCCACAUCGCGAAAUGGAACCUUAGAUGAGGCACUACAAGUCUUCAACUGGUCUUUUUUCCAAAGUGUAUGUUGGAUGAAUAAGGAGUCAAAGAAGGUUCCCAAAAGGUGGGCCCCUAGUGGUUUAUUUUGCCUGUGGUCAACCUUCUGUGGAGUAUACAAUGUAUUGUUGAUGCAACAAAUGAUUCAAUAAAUGUCUACAGCAAACCUCUCA